UGGGUCCCUAUGUGUCGCUAUGGGUCGCUAUGUGUCGCUAUGGGUCGCUAUGGGUCGCUGUGGGUCCCUAUGUGUCGCUAUGGGUCGCUAUGUGUCGCUAUGUGUCGCUAUGGGUCGCUAUGUGUCGCUAUGGUCGCUAUGGGUCGCUAUGGGUCCCUAUGGUCGCUAUGGGUCGCUGUGGGUCCCGCAGACCUUUGGGCUCCGCGCGCUCCCUGCCCUCCAUUGGAUUUUCCCGCUGGCCGUCACGCUGUCCACCUUUGGGGGCGUCAACGGAUCCUUGUUCACCUGUUCCAGGCUGUUCUAUGCAGGCGCUCGCCGCGGCCACCUCCCUGCGCUGCUGGCCAUGAUCCACGUGCACAGGAAAACCCCGGUGCCGGCCCUGCUGCUCACUUGCGCCAUGACGCUGCUGAUGCUGGUGACAGGGGAGCUCUACACGCUCAUCAACUACGUGGGCAUCGUCAACCACCUGUGGUACGGCGUCACCGUCAUGGCGCUGCUGCAGCUGCGACGCGCCAGGCCGCAACUCCCGCGCCCCAUACGGGUCCCGCUGUGGGUCCCGCUGCUGUUUGUGCUGCAGUGGCUGCUGCUGCUGCUCUUCUCGCUGUGGGCCGAGCCGUGGCUCUGCCUCAUGGCCGCCGCCGUCACCGCCUGCGGGGUCCCCCUCUACUUCCUGGGGGUCGCUGGGCCCAGCGCCUGCCGGCCCUGCAGCGCCUCAUGGCCUGGCUGACGCUUAUGGGGCAGCGGCUCUUCUUUGUCCUCUACCCCCACAGCGAGACCCACGGCGACCCCCAGCCCCACAGCGACCCCCAGCCCCACAGCAAGCUGCUGCCCCAUAGCGACCCCCCAGCCCCAUAGCGACUCCCAGCCCCAUAGCGACUCUCAGCCCCAUAGCAAGCUGCUGCCCCAUAGCGACUCCCAGCCCCAUAGCGACUCCCAGCCCCACAGCGACCCCCAGCCCCACGGCGACCCCCAGCCCCAUAGCGAAUCCCAGCCCCAUAGCGACUCCCAGCCCCAUAGCGACCCCCAGCCCCAUAGCGACUCCCAGCCCCAUAGCGACUCCCAGCCCCACAGCGACUCCCAGCCCCAUAGCGACCCCCCACCCCAUAGCGACCCCCCACCCCAUGGUGACCCCCAGCCCCAUAGCGACUCCCACCCUACAAGUGACCCCCCAGCCCCAUAGCGAGACCCAUAAGUGACCCCUCAGCCCCACAAGUGCCUCCCUGCCCCACAGCUCCAUAGCGAGACCCACAAGUGACCCCCCGCCCCAUAAGUGACCCUCAGCCCCAUAAGUGACCCCCAGCCCCAUAGCGAGACCCACAAGUGACCCCUUGCACCCCAUAAGUCCCGCCCUCAGCCCCAUAAGUGGUCCUUCAGCCCCACAAGUGAGCCCCCCCACCCCAUAAGUGACCUCAGCCCCACAAGUGCCUCCCUGCCCCAUAAGCCCCCCCUCAGCCCCAUAAGUGACCCCUCUGCCCCAUAGCGAGACCCAUAAGUGACCCCUCAGCCCCACAAGUGCCUUCCCUGCCCCACAGCUCCAUAGCGAGACCCACAAGUGACCCCCCCACCCCAUAAGUGACCCUCAGCCCCAUAAGUGACCCCUCUGCCCCAUAGCGAGACCCAUAAGUGACUCCUCAGCCCCACAAGUGCCUCCCUGCCCCAUAGCGAGACCCACAAGUGACCACACAGCCCCAUAAGUGACCCCUCUGCCCCAUAGCGAGACCCAUAAGUGACCCCCCCGCCCCAUAAGUGACCCUCAGCCCCAUAAGUGACCCCUCUGCCCCAUAGCGAGACCCACAAGUGACCUCACAGCCCCACAAGUGCCCCCCCCCCCUUGCCCCAUAAGUGACUCCUCAGCCCCAUAAGUCCCCCCUCAGCCCCAUAGCGAGACCCAUAAGUGACCCCCCUGCCCCAUAAGUGACCCUCAGCCCCAUAAGUGACCCCUCUGCCCCAUAGCGAGACCCAUAAGUGACCCCUCAGCCCCACAAGUGCCUCCCUGCCCCAUAGUGAGACCCACAAGUGACCCCCCGCCCCAUAAGUGACCCUCAGCCCCACAAGUGCCUCCCUGCCCCAUAGCGAGACCCACAAGUGGCUGCACAGCCCCACAAGUCAGCCCCCCCCCUUGCCCCAUAAGUGACUCCUCAGCCCCACAAGUGACCCCUCUGCCCCAUAGCGAGACCCACAAGUGACCCCUCAGCCCCAUAAGUGACCCCUCUGCCCCAUAGCAAGACCCAUAAGUGACUGCACAGCCCCACAAGUCACCCCCCCCUUGCCCCAUAAGUGACUCCUCAGCCCCAUAAGUGACCCUUCAGCCCCACAAGUGCCUUCCUGCCCCAUAGCGAGACCCACAAGUGACCGCACAGCCCCACAAGUGACCCCUCAGCCCCACAAGUCCCUCCCUGCCCCAUAAGUGACCCGUGUGCCCCAUAGCGGGGCCGGUGGGGCCGCCCCACACUCCGCCCCACAAGUUGCCUCCGGCCCCACAGAAAUAAAGGUGCUCUCAAUGGAAAGAAGCGGCGGACGCCAUGAUUGCUGUAG
Lagopus muta (rock ptarmigan) is the source of this 2535-nucleotide messenger RNA. RefSeq names its product large neutral amino acids transporter small subunit 2-like. The record is from RefSeq and is a predicted model, not a curated record. The transcript has 5 exons. Bases 20 to 727 code for a protein of 235 amino acids. NCBI's taxonomy places the organism in Eukaryota, Metazoa, Chordata, Aves, Galliformes, Phasianidae. Gene Ontology annotation, molecular function: neutral L-amino acid transmembrane transporter activity; L-amino acid transmembrane transporter activity. Gene Ontology annotation, cellular component: membrane. Gene Ontology annotation, biological process: neutral amino acid transport; amino acid transmembrane transport.